Molecule: messenger RNA, 3860 nt
Organism: Schizophyllum commune H4-8
Lineage: Eukaryota; Fungi; Basidiomycota; Agaricomycetes; Agaricales; Schizophyllaceae
Product: WD40 repeat-like protein
Exons: 19
Coding region: 282-3548 (1088 amino acids)
Biological process (GO): proteasome-mediated ubiquitin-dependent protein catabolic process
Cellular component (GO): GID complex
Molecular function (GO): protein binding
Source: RefSeq, a predicted model, not a curated record
GUUCGCGCAAACCAUGUUGUCUGCCUCUUCAUGGUACAGAGCAAGGCAAAAGUCGAGGACAAACACGCGACCCCGCAUGCGCCGUGUUCCCGCUGCGCGCCGCGUGUUUGAUUGUCCAUCAAUCACGGCGCACGAGCGCUUCUGCGGGACGUGCGUGCUACUUGUCCGCGCAUCCCUUGCUCAGACGAUCUCCCCUCACGCUUCUUACGAACCGACAAGACUACUGACGACGACGACGACCUUAACGCGUCCAGUACACGAGUCCCCACGUUCGAUCCCCGAUGCCGACUGGAAUAGCGGACCUCACGGAGGGUUCUGGGGCAGCGACGCCGACGAGGAAACCGACAACAAAGAAGACACGGAAGGAUACUAUCCUCAGUCUCGUCGAAGCGCUACUGCAGGACGGAGCCAAUUCUGACAGUGCCCAAGGAGAGCACGUCUUUGAGGAUGAUCACGACGUCCCCACCGUCGACGAGCACCUCCAGGUCCGCGGCGCCGAGGAGUUCCGUGCGUUCGAAAAGCGCGUCAACGCAUUGGACAAAGAGCUGCGCAACUUCGCCCACGCCUCCCGCCAGCUCGGAUCCUCCGUCGCUAUCCUCUCCUCCGCUUUCUACCUGCGCGAGCGCCUCGCCCAGAUCCUCGUCCUCUUCCACGAGAACGCGUCCGACCUCUUCCCCCGCAAGAUCCAGCACAGGAAGCCGCCUCCGGCCCCCGCGGAGUCCGUCCCAAACCGGCGCAAGCGUCGUGUGCGCGAUGCGCAAAGCAAGAUCAACCCACAUGUCGCUCGCCCAGCCGUCAAGGAAGACCUCGAUCUUGAACACUUCCCUGAACAGUUUGAAGCGCUGGCGGUAGAUGUGAAGAAGUUCGUGCAAUCGUUGAACGAAUUCCCCGAAUUCAUGGACGACGCAGUGAAUGCGAGCGUGGAGGCAUUCGAGGGCGAUCUUAAGUAUUGGGCAUCCUGCCUGCGCGAAUACGAAGGCCAAUUUCGAUAUCCCGCGGUCCAACGCUACGUGCACGAUCUCUGCUCGGAAAUGGGCUCUCACUUGGACAACAUCACAUCUACUUUAUGCAUGUUCAUCGAAGUCGGCGUCCCAACCAUCCGCUUCGCACAGAAGCACGGUGCAAACAAUCUCCUCAACUUGUCUACCGUGGCCACCUUUUUCUCAGCGGUCACCGCGACAACGAUGCAGUUCUCAUAUGAGUUGCCGUCGGACAACGCUGUUUCUGUCGCCGUCAAUUGCUUCUGGUUUGGAUCCUUGGUGUUCAGCAUUGCUGCAGCGGUCAACUCGCUGCUGGGUCUGACUUGGAAGCAAGCCAUGUACCGUAGUCCGGGUCACAAGGUUCCUUGGUGGGUCUCGAUCUGGAUCAAGCGCUCGCCACUCGUCUUCCUGGUCAUGUCCGUGGCGUGCUUCUCGAUUGGGCUCUGUUGUUUCUCGUACGCAUCGCUGCAGAAUAAUGUCACCUCGGUACUAACCACUAUUCUAACUGUCAUUACCAACUUCGGUCUUGCAGCCGUCUCCGCCUGGUUCGCAACGGAACGCUACAUCUUCCUUCGCCAUCGUGGCCGCAAAUGGCUCAGCGACGUCCUCCGCGAGAACAACGUGAAAUUCCUCAACCUGCCCGCCAUCCGCGCGACCCGCAAGGCCUUCCACACGACCACGCGGCCCAUCACGAAGGCCUCGCGGACACUCUACCUCCUCAGCGCCAAGACAAUCAGCAUGCUGUCUCUGAGCGAGUCCGACCGCAGCGACGACCUCGAGUCCGCCACGCUGCCCACGCACCGCAAGGAGAGCACGGAGGGGAGCACGAUGCGCCCGGCACGCCCCUCGGACGUCACCGGCAGCCCAUCGCCCGUUUUGGACCGCCGAUCGACGAGUCCGUUCACGCCACCGAGCUCGCCCACGCCGCUGCUGCGCAGCAAUGGCUCGGUGGUUGGCGUCGUUGGCGCGGCGAUGCAGGCGGCCGGGAUCGACGAGCUUCCGCUGCAACCGAGUAAGGGUCGGCAGCUCUGGCGGAAUGCACUGCGGACGAUCCGCCUUGCGAAUGCUGGUGCGGCGUCGCCGACCGCGGUGUCCUCGCCGCGCUCGCCCCAGCGGCAGCGGACGUCGUCGAGUACACCGGGAAUGUCGGAACCGAUCAAGGUUCCGCCGAGCAAGAGCAGGGUCACAGUUCUGGUGCAGAAACUGAGGGAGCUGGAGCCAACGCAGGAGAUUGCGGCACACAGCGCACUCGUACGGCACUUACAGUUCUCUCCGGAUGGAAAGUACCUCGCUACCAGCAGCUGGGAUCGCACAUCUAUCGUGUUCAAAGUUGGUGAUCCGCUUGUGCCGCAUCGUACGCUUGCCCACACCCAAGGCUUCGUAGGACAGGUCGCUUGGUCACCCAAGGGCAACCUGCUCCUCACCAAGUUCAGCCGCGGCAUGAAAGUAUGGAUGGCGGAGAACGGCGUGUGCAUGCGAACUAUCGACCGCGGCAGGAAUGUGGAGUCGAUCACUUGGUUCCCGGAUGGCAAUGCAUUCUUGUCUGUGGAAACUGACUUGACCGAUGGCAUGGUCGGCACGGUGGUGACGAAACUGAAUAUCAAGGGCAGGAUCUUGGAUCAAUUCCAUCUCGAACGCGUGAAACUGCACGACGUCGCGGUCACCCCCGACGCCGUGCGCUUCAUCGGUGUCGGCCCGCUAUUAUCUUCACAAGACGGGCUUAUUCCAAAGAAGUCCCGUGCAGAAAAGCGGCUAAUAGGUAAGUUUGGCCAGACCAGCUAUAUAUCCUGGCUCAUCAUCGUCACAGUAUACAACAUGGAAACGAACAAGGUCGAGAACCAGACACCGGUGCUGAACGACGUCCGCGAUAUCACGAUCUCCAGAAAUGCGAAGCAUAGCUUAACGGCUUUAGUUAGCUACGAGAACAAGGCACCGCCGCAACGCUGGAAGAUGGAUCUCGUCAAGGACAUGAAGGACCCGACUCAGCAAGCAAUGAUUGGCCGACUCAGCUUAGUUCACACGUACAUGCCGAAGGACUCUUCUACAGACUUCGCGGGUCAGAGCUACUUCGGUGGGAAGAACGACGAACUGGUGCUCUGCGCAGGCAAAUCCGGCGAGAUCAACAUCUGGGAUGCGGAAUCCGGUGCAUUGUUGCAUCACGUCCGCGGCGACGAGAUUGGCGGCGACCUCACCACCCUCGGCUGGAACUACGCCGUCGACGAUCCCUUCAUGUUCGCCGUCGGUAGCCACGACGGCGCCGUGCGCAUCUGGACUAAGCCCAACCCGAACAACCUCGUCGUCACGCUCCCGUCCGUCGACAGCCCGCGCGACGUGCUCGUCCCUAGCGUGUCCAGGCAGCGCUCGCGGUCGAUAUCGCCCUAUCCAGAGAUCACAAUGUCGCGAACGGACAGUCCAGUCAGCCAGGACUACGAGUCGUUCGUGGAUGCGGAAACGGACCAUCCGCCGCAAGGGCGGACCGUGACGUUCAGUGAUCAUCCGUUUCUGGGUGGCUUGACGCCGCCGGAUCCAGUGGUGACCAAGCAAGAGCAGGAUCGCAGGUUGAGCUAACCGACGGGUUGCGAGCAUCCCUCGCGACGCUGCUAUCGUGCUCUUACUAGGUUAAUCGGUUUUGAAAGACAAAGAAAGCUGUACUGUUAGUUGCGGACCCGCUGUGCGGUUUCAACUGGAUUCUGAAGGGGGUUUCUUGGUUCGGACAGGCUUUCCUACGAAGCACUCACCUACGUACUUACGAUUUUAGAAGAUUCACCCACGACUCUACGUUGCUCCUUAGUUACAUACCUUAUUGCUAUCUGGGGCGUUAUGCUAUCGAUGUGCGCCGCAGAGCGACGCAGGCUUUCUUUUCUAUAUCCGGAACUCGAG